This is a messenger RNA of Pyricularia pennisetigena, 948 nucleotides long. RefSeq lists its product as uncharacterized. The coding region runs from base 1 to 948 and encodes 315 amino acids. Gene Ontology annotation, cellular component: mitochondrion. The transcript has 5 exons. NCBI's taxonomy places the organism in Eukaryota, Fungi, Ascomycota, Sordariomycetes, Magnaporthales, Pyriculariaceae. The record is from RefSeq and is a predicted model, not a curated record.
AUGCUUCUACUUAGGUCAUGUCGGCUCCAGAGCCGGGUAUGCAUGGCGCCGUCGGCCAAGUUUGCCAGCAGCAUCGCGGCCUACAGCAGACAGAGGGGAUUCGCCAGUACAAGCGGUUCUAUCGAGACAGUUCCGCUCUCUUAUGACUUGCACGAGCCAGCCAAGCCCGUGGCGGACAAGCACACGUCCCCCAUACUCGUGAUGCACGGGCUUUUCGGUUCCAAGAAGAACAACCGAAGCAUUAGCAAGGCCCUUGCACGUGAUCUGGGACGGCACGUAUACACUUUGGACCUGCGAAACCACGGAGAAUCUCCUCAUACGCCCCGGCACGACUACUUGGCCAUGGCCGCCGAUGUAGCUGCCUUUAUGGAUGAGCACAAGAUCUCGUCGCCUACUCUUAUCGGCCACUCAAUGGGUGCCAAAACGGCCAUGGCUCUCGCCCUGCACUCGCCGUCGCUGAUAAGGGACGUCAUCCCCGUCGACAACGCCCCCGUCGACGCCGUGCUGGGGUCAGACUUUGCCAAGUACAUCCGCGCCAUGAAGGAGAUCGAUCGGGCCGGGGUGACGCGGCAGGCCGAGGCCGACAAGAUGCUUGCCGCGGCCGAGCCCUCGCUGCCCGUGCGCCAGUUCCUGCUCGGCAACCUGCACCGUCCGGACCCGGAAUCGCCCGUCCUGAGGUUCCGCGUCCCGCUCGACGUCAUCGCCCGGAACCUGGACCACAUGGGCGACUUCCCCUACAAGAACCCGGACGAGGUCAGGUUCGACGGCCGCGCCCUGUUCGUCAGGGGCACAAAGAGCAAGUACGUUGCCGACGAGGCCCUGCCGCUCGUCGGCCGCUUCUUCCCCCGCUUCGAGCUCGUCGACAUAGAUGCGGGCCACUGGGUCAUUUCGGAAAAGCCUGAGGAGUUUAGGCAAGCUGUCCUCCGCUUCCUCGACCCAAAGGAAUAA